AUGGCCCCGCAAGAGCAUCAGCCUGACUUUGCAGACAAAGCCGACUUCGAGAAUGCUUCUCGUGGCUUUCUUGGAUCUCUCGAGCCAUGUAUUAUCCGCUCUGCUGAUGGACGCGUGGUAUGGAACAACGACGAGUACAGUUUCGUGCACAAUACGGAAUGUCCGGGGACGGCCAACCCCAAGCUCUGGCGCCAAGCUCAGUUAGCCUCUCAGCAGGGGCUAUUCGAAGUCACCACAAGCAUCUAUCAGGUCCGUGGGUUUGAUCUUGCCAACAUGACGAUAGUCGAGGGAGACACCGGUAUCAUUGUCAUCGAUCCUCUCACUUCCUCCGAAUGCUCCGCUGCAGCGCUGGCUUUGUACCAUAAGCAUCGAGGCGACCGGAAAGUGACAGACCUGAUAUACUCGCACUCUCACAUCGAUCAUUUUGGGGGCGCGAAAGGCGUUCUUCCAGACACUGGCAAUGUACCGAUUCUAGCACCGGAGGGAUUCAUGGAAGAAGCGACCAGUGAGAACACACUACUUGGUCCGGCUAUGCGUCGCCGUGCCAUGUAUAUGUAUGGAAGCGGGUUAUCUAAGGCUCCCGAUGGCCAGCUGGGCUGUGGUAUCGGUAUGGCGGUCUCCAGUGGGACAAAUAGCUUGGUUCCGCCAAACGAGACCAUCUACCAAACUGGUGAAGAGAGAGCCGUGGAUGGAGUGCGGAUUCAGUUUCAGAUGGUCCCUGGGACCGAGGCUCCGUCUGAAAUGAACUUUUACUUCCCCGAUCAUCGCGCCCUGUACAUCGCUGAAUGCGCGACUCAUUGUUUACACAACAUCAUCACCUUGCGAGGAGCAUUAGUCCGGGACGCGAAAGCGUGGGCUCACUAUCUUGAUGAGUCCUUGGUGCUGUACGGAGACACAUCAGACGUGUUAUUUGCUGGACAUAACUGGCCGACCUGGAGACAGGAGAAUAUCACGACGAUGAUUUCAGAGCAACGGGAUCUGUAUGGCUAUCUGCACGAUCAGACAGUCCGGAUGAUGAAUACAGGGAUGAUAGGGAGCGAAAUUGCAGAGACAUUGACUUUACCACCGGCGUUGCAGAAGGCGUGGCACACACAAGGGUUCUACGGCUCGGUCAGCCAUAACGUCAAGGGUAUCUAUCAGCGCUAUAUGGGUUGGUUUGAUGGCAACCCCGCUCAUCUAUGGGAACAUCCACCUGUCGAGAACGCUAGGAGGUAUGUGGAUUGCAUGGGAGGGAUCGAUGAAGUUGUUCGCAAGGCGGAGAAAUAUGCACAAGAUGGGGAUUUGAGAUUCGCGGCAACAUUGCUCGGUCAUGCAGUUGCACUUGAUUCCGGGCAUGAAGAUUCCAGAAAAUUGCUAGCGAGUGUGUUUGAAGGACUGGGAUUCGGAGCUGAGAACACUACCUGGAGAAACUCUUAUCUAUCCGGCGCACAUGAUCUCCGCAGUGGCCAGAAAGGCCGGGCGGCACCUCGAGCAGUGCAAGGUUUCUCACCAAUGCAGUCGGUAGAGCAGUGGUUGUCUGUUCUGUCUGUACGCCUAGAUGGAUUGAAAGCUGCCGAGGAGUCGUUCACGAUUGAUAUUUCACUGAAGGAUCUCGAGCAAACCUGGCGAAUGAUCAUCAGUAAUGGCGUUCUUACCUACAGACAACAGCCUCGUCAGUCGGUGUUGGUGAAUGCGUUGCAAUCUGGUUUGAUCAUCAGACUCGACAAAAGUCAGCUGAACAAUAUCCUCAAUGGGGCCUCGGAGAAAGGGAAGAUCGAACAGGAAGGGGAUUACUCGCUGCUGGAAAGGUUCCUGUCAUUGACAGGUGUGAAAAAGGAUGUAGUCGGUGCCAAAAGCCAUAUAUAG
Molecule: messenger RNA, 1845 nt
Organism: Aspergillus melleus
Lineage: Eukaryota; Fungi; Ascomycota; Eurotiomycetes; Eurotiales; Aspergillaceae
Product: alkyl/aryl-sulfatase
Exons: 1
Coding region: 1-1845 (614 amino acids)
Biological process (GO): dodecyl sulfate metabolic process
Molecular function (GO): linear primary-alkylsulfatase activity; protein dimerization activity
Source: RefSeq, a predicted model, not a curated record